Pecten maximus is the source of this 2854-nucleotide messenger RNA. RefSeq lists its product as uncharacterized. The transcript is spliced from 17 exons. The record is from RefSeq and is a predicted model, not a curated record. The coding region runs from base 162 to 2837 and encodes 891 amino acids. Lineage: Eukaryota; Metazoa; Mollusca; Bivalvia; Pectinida; Pectinidae. Gene Ontology annotation, molecular function: serine-type endopeptidase inhibitor activity.
UUUGAACAAAGAAUAUCACUCUAGCAUCGAUGGCGGUUAUUUCUCCUUGAUAUUAUAUUAAGUUUAUGCGUGGAUUUUAAUUUACGACGCGAUUGCAUUUUUUAUGUAAACAAUCACAAUUAUUUAUAAAUAUAACCUCAUUUGGACAUUGAAACUUCACCAUGUUGAAAUCUACAUCGAUAAUUCUGUUCCUGAUGAUAUCCCUGGAUACACUGGAUCACGUAACACCACAAGCGUUGCAGUUACAGGGUCACAAGGAUUGUCUGCCCUUGUCUAAGGACUGUCCGCCUGACUGUGUACAAUAUGACAAUGAAUGUCCCGAGUGUAGCUGUCCUAAAGGCGGACCAAGCAACAGUCCAUUUAACCAGGGCAAUAACUUGUACGAAACACCGUAUUCCACCUCACUCAUGAGCAUGAGCGGCGCCAGGCCUAUGAUGGCAAUGUCUACCGGAACCGGAAGUAUGAUGGGUCUGGGCAGUCGCAACGGACCUCUGUCUUGGCCAUUUUUCCACAGAGGCUCGCCUGUGAUGACGUUUGCUUGUAUAAAGGGCGAAAUCGUCUGUCCAGCAUACUGUCUGGUAGAGGAUGAAAACGGAUGUAAAUCAUGUCCGUGUGCUCCUGCCAAUGGAAUGGGCGUCCCUGUAGCUUCCGGUCACGUGGUACAUAUGAGCGCGCAACCAGAAAAACCAAAGCAGACUACAGAUUGCAUAGCAACUAUAAUAUGUAUGUUGUCAUGUAAGGGGUACAAACUGGGUCCAAAGGGACAAGAUGGCUGUCAGACAUGUACUUGUACACGGAAUGAUUCAAAAGACGGUGACAUAAAUUCAGGGAAGUCUAAAAACAGCACUAACCCUUUCCAGAUGUCCAGUAUGUCCGGCGGAUCUUCAUUUAUGUUUGGUUCCGGUUCCGGUUCCGGUUCUGCUUCAGGAUUACUAAACUCCAACGCCAAUUCUGGAAAAUCGAAAAAUGGCACAAGUUCCUCGGGCCAAUCGAAUCCAUUCCACGUGGACAAUAUGCCUGGAGGAUCUUCCGUAGGGUAUGGUUCUAAUUCCGGAUCCGGUACGGCAUCCGCUUCCGGUGCUGGCAUGCCAAGUCCGUUUUCUACCGGAAGCGGAAGUGGCUCGAGUGGAUCUGGUGGAAGUAAUGGCGGAGGGUUCAACCCACUGUUUCCUGGAGCUAGCAUGACGAUGGACGGAAGUGGAAGUGGAGGUGGAAUGCCUAGUGGUGGAGGUGGAGAUGGGUCGGGCGGAUCCGGAAGUGGAUGUACCGGACCGUUUUGUACAUCAUCAUCAGGCAUGAUGGGGAAUUGGAGCUGGCGGAGGAACCGGAAGUGGAUCGUCAUGCACUGGACCUUCAUGUUCUGCCAAAGACGGUUAUCUUUGAUAAAUACAACUCUCAAUUCUUACACAAAAGGGUUUAAUCCUAUGUCUCCUGGAGCUGGCAUGGGGAUGGGCGGAAGCGGAAGUGGAGGUGGAAUGUCUAGUGGUGGAGUCGGAGGGGGAUCAACCGGGUCAGCAAGUGGAUGUUCCGGACCAUUUUGCCAAUCAACAUCAUCUCAAAAUUCAGUAACUAAGCCUGUGAAGGGGACGAAUUGUCCUAACACCGACCUUUGUGUAAGGACAUGCAAGUACACUGUUAAACUCGGACCAGCUGGACAAGACGGAUGUCACUCGUGCGCAUGCGUUAUGAAAGAAGAGACCAGGCCACUACAGAAGCUCUGCGAUAAGGUAGUCCAGUGUAUAACGAAUUGUAAAACCGGAUAUGAGGUCGGCAACUCUAAAGACCAAGAUGGCUGUCCAUCCUGUGUUUGUCACGAACCUUCAACACCUGCGCCGACACAGGCUCCAGCUCAAUCAUCUUGUGACGUCACAACUCUUGCCUGUAUGGCUAAUUGUAGAUACGGGUACAUCAUCGAAUCAAAGAAUGCGAUGACGUCACAGUGUCCUCUCUGUAGAUGUUUACCACCUCCGACGACACCUGCUCCCAAGCCGAAUGUCUAUUCCGUCUUACAGAACUGUCCAGAAGCCGUUCAUUGUAUGACGUCAUGUAGUCAUGGUUACUCCAUGGUCACGAGGGCUGGAGAGGCGUGUCCAACGUGCACUUGUAACGUAGCGACGAUAUCAAACGUGGAAUGUACCACGCCCCUCUCCUGCCCACGUGGAUGUAGUGUGGGGUACAAAUGUGGGACGGAUGGCUGUCCAGUCUGCGAGUGUAUCACACCAGGAGAGGUCGGUGUCGCCCUGACAACAACCUAUCUUACAGCCUCACUCGUGUGUAAUGGUCACUUCACGUGCAUCAACAGGUGUCCGUUCGGCUACCAGACUGGACAUAACGGCUGUCCAUCGUGCCAGUGUCUACUACCUGUAGCAGGAAAGACUCCGGUUGCCAUCGGAAGUGUGACAAACGCCAUAACCGGAAGUGGACAGAGUUCCCCACACACUGGUGUUGCUAUAGUGCCUAGUGUUGUUGCAAUGGUACCUGCUUCAGAACAGCACAUCCCUCACCUACCGUCGUCAGGUUCAUCUGCUGUAACCGGAACCGGAAACGUUGGUCACUCAUCAGGGAAUAGUCUUCCGCAUUUACCGUCGCCAGGUAUGGGAUAUAAUGUGAUUGGUUCUCACGUGGCGGGGAGCCCAGCCGUGGCGGGAACUACCGACUGUGUUGGCCCAUCAUGCUCAGCUCCGAACGGUCUUCACAUAUUUGCCAAACAACAUGCGAAGAAGUUGUCGCCGAACCAGUGCGCCAAUAUCCUGACAUGUGUGAUGACGUGUACAUACGGGUACAAACUCGGGGAUAUGGCGGACAACGGAUGCCCGGAGUGCGCAUGUCUCCAAUGAUCGAAUUCCGGGUUACA